ACCUAAGGUACUUAUCCUAUGUUUUAAAUAUCGUCCACGGUACUCAUUCUUUUAUUUCAGGAUCAACCAUGGUACUUCAACUUUUAAUGAACUAUCACUUAAAGUACUUAAUCUUGAUAAUUAAAACAAUAAAGGUUCGUUGGUAAUUAAAAAAGGGACAUCUGUCACACCUGACAACGAAAAGCAAAUCUGAACCCUGCAUAAAUGAAGGUGCAACACAUUAUUCAACUGAACACUCAACCCCUUUCUGAAAACCCUCGUCUCAUUUUUUUUCUUACCAGCCUUCCCAUAGAUCUCCACUCCCAAGACACAACGACAAUGGAAGGACAAGCUAAACAAGUUGUGUGCGACUGUGGAAUUCCAUGCCGUAUGCAGAUUUCCUCCACCGAACGAAAUCCAGGACGGAGAUUUUACGGCUGUUCGAAGAGAAAUAAUCAAUGCGAUUUUUUUGCGUGGGUGGAUAACGACAUGGCCUAUCAGAUGACGAUGGUCAGGAAUUUGAAAAGUGAGGUUAAUGGCAUGACUGAAGAACGCAACAAAGCUCUACUGGAACUAGUUCAUGCCCAUACUCAGGUGGCGGCUAAAACUGACGAACUGGAGCAACUUAAUGAGGCCUUCGAGGGAUUGAAGGAGUCCAUUGAGAUGUACCACGAAGAAAAUGUGCUUAUGAUCCAGGAUAGUGGUCUGCAACUUAUGGAGAUAAACACUCUGAAGAAACACGUCAAGCUGAUGGAAGUCAAGUGCUCAGACAUGGAGAGGAAAAACAAGAUCAUGAGGCUUGGUUUUUUUGUGGCAUUUACAAUUGCCGGUUGCAGUUUAUCCGUUGCUUGUUUGAAGAAAAAAUGAUGCAUUUUCUAUUAAGUGACAAUGGCUUGUGUUUGUGCAGUGUUGUUAGUAAACUGCGUUCCAAUAAUUUUUUGUAUUAUCUUAAACUCAUUUAAUUUGCUUGUUGGGAAAACUUUGUGUGAUUCAAAAAUUUAAAUUACAGUACUGUCGUUGAUUACAUAAUUUAAGUGCAGGUGCUGUCUUUCAUAAUUAAAUAUAAGUUCAGGUGCUGUCUUUCAUAAUUGGUCGAAAUGUCAAGGGCUAUAUUAGACUUCACAGAGAAAUAAACCGCCAAAAAAAUUAAAACUUAAUGGCAAAGAUUAGCAAUGGGUUUUCCAAGAAACCCUUUCAUUACACCCGUUCCAUCAGUUGUAUUGUUCCAAUGCAGCCUCUUCGUUAACCACAACCACUAACACAAAGGGCAUGUAAAGAAAUUGAAGAGUCAUGAUGGUAACUUAUUUAAAUAGGCAACCACAGCAACUGAUUCAACCAUUUCAGAUUACACAAAUUGUUCUUAUUCUCAGAAAAACCAGAAGAUGUCCGAUAAUAUUGUUGUGUCUUCACUUAAUAUGGAACUCAUGGAUUGCCCAAUAUGCUGUGAACCCUUAACAACUCCAAUUAUUCAGUGUGAAAAUGGGCAUGCAACAUGCAACUCAUGCUCGGAGAAGACUCAGAAGUGCCAUUCUUGCACCCUGCCUAUCAGAAGAAUGAGGAACCGGAUUCUUGAAGAUGUUGCUGACUCUUUGAGAGUUUGUUGCUCGUUCAAGAAUUAUGGAUGCCCAGCAACUGUGAGGUACCCCGAAAAGAGCAACCACGAAAAGUUCUGUUCUUUCAUAGAGUGCUCAUGCCCCAUUGAAGUUUGCAAUGUUAAGGGAACCUCUGAAAUGAUUUAUGCUCACUGUAAAGUGAUGCAUAAAGAUUUUGUGAA
This is a messenger RNA of Mercurialis annua (annual mercury), 1753 nucleotides long. RefSeq lists its product as uncharacterized. The record is from RefSeq and is a predicted model, not a curated record. The transcript has 3 exons. Bases 205 to 846 code for a protein of 213 amino acids. Lineage: Eukaryota; Viridiplantae; Streptophyta; Magnoliopsida; Malpighiales; Euphorbiaceae. Gene Ontology annotation, molecular function: zinc ion binding.